UUAUUUCAAUUUUAUGGCCGGUGAUGCGAAUGGCGGGAGACGCAACGACUUCAUUGUUAUUUCUAAUAGGACAAAUUAAUGGAAAGGAGUUCUGAAAAGAUUAAAGUGACCUCUUUAUAAACUUAUAGUUCAGAACUAAUUCAUAUUUGGUGCCAUAUUUCGACAAUAUGGGUGACAAGGGGGAAACAGAAGCGUUUGAUGAUGCGGUUGAAGAAAGAGUCAUAAACGAAGAAUACAAAAUUUGGAAAAAGAACACUCCAUUCCUGUAUGAUUUGGUAAUGACACAUGCCUUGGAAUGGCCAUCAUUGACUGCUCAAUGGUUACCUGAUGUUACAAGACCAGAAGGAAAAGAUCAUUCAAUCCACAGGCUUAUUUUGGGCACACAUACGUCAGAUGAACAGAAUCACCUCUUGAUAGCUAGCGUGCAGUUGCCAAAUGAAGAUGCUCAAUUUGAUGCUGCUCAUUAUGACAAUGAAAAGGGGGAAUUUGGUGGUUUUGGCUCAGUUUCUGGUAAAAUCGAGAUUGAAAUCAAAAUUAAUCAUGAAGGAGAAGUGAACAGAGCACGUUUCAUGCCCCAAAACCCUUGCGUAAUUGCAACAAAAACUCCCUCAAGUGAUGUACUAGUAUUUGACUACACUAAACAUCCAAGUAAACCAGAUCCCAAUGGCGAAUGUCACCCUGAUUUACGCCUGAGGGGACACCAAAAAGAAGGAUAUGGUCUUUCGUGGAAUCCUAAUUUGAAUGGUUAUUUGCUCUCUGCCAGUGAUGAUCACACUAUUUGUUUAUGGGAUAUUAACGCAACCCCAAAAGAAAACAGAGUUAUUGAUGCUAAAACCAUAUUUACUGGACAUACGGCUGUUGUAGAGGAUGUAGCAUGGCAUCUAUUGCAUGAAAGCUUGUUUGGUUCUGUUGCUGAUGAUCAGAAAUUAAUGAUUUGGGAUACUAGAAGCAAUCAUACAAGUAAACCGAGUCAUACCGUAGAUGCACAUACUGCAGAAGUCAACUGUCUGAGUUUCAAUCCCUACUCCGAAUUUAUCCUAUCAACAGGAAGCGCAGACAAAACCGUGGCAUUGUGGGAUCUCCGAAAUCUAAAACUGAAAUUGCACAGCUUCGAAUCGCACAAAGAUGAAAUUUUCCAAGUCCAGUGGUCCCCGCACAAUGAAACAAUUCUGGCGUCGUCGGGAACUGACAGAAGGUUACAUGUGUGGGAUCUUAGCAAAAUUGGCGAAGAACAAAGUCCGGAAGACUGUGAGGAUGGUCCUCCGGAACUAUUGUUCAUUCACGGUGGACACACAGCAAAAAUUUCUGAUUUUAGUUGGAAUCCUAAUGAACCUUGGGUUAUUUGUUCUGUAUCAGAAGAUAACAUAAUGCAGGUUUGGCAAAUGGCGGAAAAUAUUUAUAAUGAUGAAGAAAUGGAGCCCCAAGCUAUGGACAUGGAUGCUCAAGCGAUAUAAAUAUGAUUUCCAACCAUUUUUCUUGUUGAUUUUUCACCAUGUUUGUAUUUUUAUGGUUCUAAUAUUAUUUAUACUUCAAGUAAAUAUUUGCGUUAAUUUUCCAACGUCUUUUUUAUUCGCGGUUUAUUUAUAAUAAGUCUUUAAGAAAUGAAUUUAAAACCACACUGUGGUUUACAUUGAAUGUAAUGUCUCUGUUUCUUUUCAAACUGUUCUGUCAUUUUUUUUUGUUAAUAUUCUGAAAUGAGAUAAAUCGAUUAAAGCAACUUUUGGCUAGUAAGUGUCUUAUAAUAUAUUUUAUUACACAAAA
Harmonia axyridis is the source of this 1761-nucleotide messenger RNA. It is a transcript of the gene Caf1-55, whose product is annotated as histone-binding protein RBBP4. Gene Ontology annotation, cellular component: ESC/E(Z) complex; nucleus; NuRD complex. Gene Ontology annotation, biological process: regulation of gene expression. The record is from RefSeq and is a predicted model, not a curated record. NCBI's taxonomy places the organism in Eukaryota, Metazoa, Arthropoda, Insecta, Coleoptera, Coccinellidae. The transcript has 5 exons. Gene Ontology annotation, molecular function: histone binding. Bases 168 to 1454 code for a protein of 428 amino acids.